This is a messenger RNA of Poeciliopsis prolifica (blackstripe livebearer), 2931 nucleotides long. Its product is annotated as B- and T-lymphocyte attenuator-like. NCBI's taxonomy places the organism in Eukaryota, Metazoa, Chordata, Actinopteri, Cyprinodontiformes, Poeciliidae. The record is from RefSeq and is a predicted model, not a curated record. Gene Ontology annotation, biological process: immune response-regulating cell surface receptor signaling pathway. The transcript is spliced from 5 exons. The coding region runs from base 1992 to 2672 and encodes 226 amino acids. Gene Ontology annotation, molecular function: signaling receptor activity. Gene Ontology annotation, cellular component: plasma membrane.
AACAAUUUAAUUUUUGCUGUUUGCCUGUUGAAUUUGUUUUCCCUUGAGGUUACUGACAGAUCCAUAAGAAAAUAUUGCUUUAUUCAUUUCAUUAUCCAAUAAUAUACACUGUUUGGCCUCGGCUUGCAGCAAAUUUGGUUUUUUGGCCCUCAGUGUAUUUGACUUUGACAUCCCGGCUCUACAGUUUUAAACUACAACCCCUCAUUUAUUGUUUCACAUUAAAUAAUUCAGCUGUGCGGUUUGGGACCGCCUCCAUGAGCCGCUCUUAACCACCAAAUUUACUGAAUUUUGUAGUUAAAUGCCAUAUAACCUCUAAACCACAUGAGUCACACAAUAACCUAUUAAUCUGGGAAAAAAAAAAAUACUGAAUUUGUGUUUUUACUACCUGCACAGACAGAAGCAGAAACAUAAAUCUGAAUUAUUAAAAUUUCUGUUGGCUGGUAAACAUUUUGGAGUGUGUGUGUGUGCGUGCCUCUUUUAGCACAGGGCAUUCACACACCAUUAAUAAAGCACUCCAACUCAAAUUGCUACAUCAACUCAGAGAGCUGGAAAACAGAUGCUGCAUUUAGUUGAAUAAGUACAGCGUCGACAGAGGAGUUUCUUUAUGCUCUUCGCAGCGCCGACCAAUCGGGCCGAGAGCGUGUGUGAGAGAUGGAGGGCCAGUUUGAUCGAGCACUACAGCGGGAAUCCGGACCCCCAGCAGUAUUUGCCUCAGUGCGAACCGGAUGGAGAAUUCAGGCUGAUUCACGCUGAACGGCAGAGAUAAUUUCAGAUCUUCUGAUUGUGAUCACUCUGCGCUCUCAGUCCGGUCCAGUGUUACAUGGAGUCCACUUACUGCUGGUGUGUGGACCAGGAGGGCCGGGAAGUACCUAUGUACCCAUCACAUAUGAUAAUGAACAGCUUCUUCAUAGAUGUGUAGAUAAAUAUCGACUCAUGUUUGACCUGAGUAGAGCUUUUAUAGAACAGCUUCUUGCUUUUGUGAUCUUGAACUACUGUAAGCCAAACAGCGAAGAUGCGAAAGUGAAACUGUGAGGCAGCUUUUGUUUACUGUGCAAAGAAUAGUGCGACAGAGGACAGGUAAUAGUCAUGUUUCCUGUCCAGGAAGCAUACAGGAUGUAACCUUCAUACAUCCUGUAACCUUCAUACAAAUUGUAUAAAGGUUACAUUCACAAGGGACUGUCUAGACUAUGGUUCUCACCUUCCUUUCUUUUAUUUGUGAUUAAAUAAACUUUUCUUCUUGGCAUGAUGUAUUUUUUGAAAGGAAACUAAUUUUACCCAUCAUGACCGUUUUUAUUGUACCCAAAGUAUUGAUUGUACAUUCUGAAAAUUUUGAAAAAGACAGCCAUAUCAUUGUAUUUGUGUUCUGCAAAAAAUGAUUAAUAAUUAGUCUCAGAUUAAUAUAAUCUGUCUGUUUUUGUGAAUAAAUUUGAUGAAUCUUAAUAUAUAAAUCCGUAAUACCUCUGACAUUUGGUGACUUGCAGUGUUUGCAAAUAAAUUACAUUAAAAUAAUUUUGUCGUAGAAAAGUGUCAGUCAGGGGAAGAGCACAAAAAACUUCAAUAUCUACAAUGCAUAUCAUUAGCGAGCAGGAUUUUGAUCAUCUUAGUUUGACUUCCUGUACAUUCUGGUUUAAACUGUUUGUUGCACUAAGGGUAGAAAAAGUUAUGAACAUAAUGAUUUCAUUCUUAACGUCACAAAAGUCUGAACUUUAACUAGCUUUAAAAAAAAUAUUCUAUCCAGAGCUGAAAUUGAAUGAACUCGAUUUUAAAACGUUAGUUUUCUUCCGUUUCCUUUUUCUAGUAGUACAAUUAACAACAGUGGAAACACGUUUCUGCUUGUAUAUACUUCAUCAAAACUAUUAGCAUUUGCAGGAGGGUCUGUCGACUCCCCGUAAUCACAAACAGGAAGUAAACCAACCGCAUAUGUUGUGGUAUAAAACUCAGAACAUACAGAAGCUGAACAGAAUUGGACGCUUCAUCUGACUACCAACAAGAUGUCUAACAGCUUUAGAGUAUUUUUUUUUGUUCUGUUUUCUAUCAUACUGAUUGUUCCUCUGGAUGCUGAUGAUGAUGAAUGCACGACCGAACUAAGAGUUCGUCGGAACACGAUUUAUGAAGCGUCUCUAGGACAAGAACUCAGGAUUGAAUGUCCACUUGUUUUCUGUGACAAUUUACUACCAACAAUCUGCUGGUCUAAAGUUGAGGAAGAUCAUAUUUGUCUCAAUAAGAACAAUAACAAUCACAUUAAGACAGAAUGGAAAAUAUCAAAUCCGCCAAAAGGGAUUUUCUACUUGAUAUUUCAAAGCAUCAUCAGCAGUGAUUCAGGUGGAUAUCAGUGUAAAGGUGGAGGCAGUUUGAGUCACAUCAUCUACAUCAAUAUUCAUGGGACUAAUGAGGACACAACCACAGAGAAAGCAACGACUAAUGUCACAAAUGAUCAAUCUGAAACUGGACCAGCUGACAGGUUUUUGAUGUUUUCGUACUCUACUGCAGGGAUUGGCUCCUUUGUCAUCGUAGUGUUUAUUAUUUCUAUAAUAUGCAUGCGAGGAUCUAAAGGAAAAUCAGAUGGUACAGAGAUCCAGUACUCACCAACACAGGGGGACGUAAAGAAGGCGGAGGAAUUCACUUCUGUUGUGUACAAGGUCUGUCAGGAAGGAAAGGUCCUCGGCCGCUGAGACAGACAGAGGAGACACAGCUGUACGUUUGGUUUAAUGACUGAAAGCAUCUAUAAGCAUCUACUCUUUCCACAAAUUCCCCUUGAAGUCUAUGUCUGGACUUUGACUGCUCCGUUCUAUCCAAUGAAUAUGCUUUGAUCUAAACUGUUCCUGCUCUGGUUGCUUGUUUAAAGUUGUUAUCCUUCUGGAAGAUGAACUUCCACUUCAGUCUCAAGUCUUUCUCAACCUACAUGUAGUCUGUUUUUCUUCAUUAAUAAAC